This is a messenger RNA of Ictidomys tridecemlineatus (thirteen-lined ground squirrel), 2169 nucleotides long. The record is from RefSeq and is a predicted model, not a curated record. Lineage: Eukaryota; Metazoa; Chordata; Mammalia; Rodentia; Sciuridae.
CCUCCAGCUGCAGAGAAAAGACCCUCAUGGGUUUUUUGCUUUUCCUGUCACGGAUGCAAUCGCUCCUGGAUAUUCGAUGAUAAUAAAACACCCAAUGGACUUCGGCACGAUGAAGGACAAGAUUGUGGCCAACGAGUACAAGUCGGUCACAGAAUUCAAGGCAGACUUUAAGCUGAUGUGUGACAACGCGAUGACCUAUAACCGGCCUGACACCGUGUACUACAAGUUGGCCAAGAAGAUCCUCCAUGCCGGCUUUAAGAUGAUGAGCAAAGAGCGGCUGUUAGCUUUGAAGCGCAGCAUGUCGUUUAUGCAGGACAUGGAUUUCUCUCAGCAGGCAGCUCUCUUGGGCAGUGAGGACGCGGCCGUUGAGGAGCCCGUUCCUGAGGCUGUGCCUGUACAAGUAGAAACUGCCAAGAAGUCCAAAAAGCCGAGUAGAGAAGCCAUCAGCUGCAUGUUGGAGCCUGAGGGGAAUGCCUGCAGCCUGACGGACAGCACAGCGGAGGAGCACGUGCUGGCUCUGGUGGAGCACGCGGCCGAUGAAGCGCGGGACAGGAUCAGCCGGUUCCUCCCUGGUGGCAAGAUGGGCUACCUGAAGAAGCUUGGAGACGGAAGCCUGCUUUACAGCGUGGUGAAUGCAGCCGAGCCAGAUGCUGAUGAAGAGGAGACGCACCCUGUGGACCUGAGCUCGCUCUCCAGCAAGCUGCUCCCAGGCUUCACGACGCUGGGCUUCAAAGACGAGAGAAGAAGCAAAGUCACGUUCCUGUCCAGUGCCAGCACUGCGCUGUCCAUGCAGAACAACUCUGUGUUUGGUGACUUAAAGUCAGAUGAGGCAGAGCUGCUGUACUCGGCCUACGGAGACGAGACGGGCGUGCAGUGCGCGCUGAGCCUGCAGGAGUUUGUGAAGGACGCUGGGAGCUACAGCAAGAGAAUGGUAGAUGACCUCCUGGACCAGAUCACGGGAGGAGACCACUCGAGGGUGCUCUUCCAGCUGAAGCAGGCCACGAGGUUUCCUGAGGUCACGUGGUCUUGCGAAUCCAGCUGUUCUCCUUCCCAUCUGUCUCCUGCCGCACCGGAAAUGCCCACCACACUGCCAUGGGGCUGCCCCUGGAAGAGGCCCAUGGACCACUGUGCAGGCCUGUGGGUCCAGCCGUGUUGGCUGCAUGCAAGGUCCCUCGGACUCCACCAGCCCUGCGCCCUGCCCGGCCACAGUCCUCCAGCUGAGGGUCCCUCUGGCAGGAGGCCAGCCCCUCUGCAGGUGGUGCUGCUACAGAGAAGAAGCGCGCCCCCGAGGCCUGCAGAUGAAGUAAAGGCUGGGGACCCGUUGGGGGACGGCGGCUCUGUCCUGGACUUCAUGUCAGUGAAGUCAUAUUCCGAGGCUUCUCUGGACAUGUCCAUGCUCAGCUCUCUGGGGAAGGUGAAGAAGGAGCUGGACCCCGAUGAUGGCCACUUGCACCUGGAUGAGACCACGAAGCUGCUGCAGGACCUGCAUGAGGCGCAGGCCGAGCGAGGGGGCUCCCGGCCGUCCUCCAACCUCAGCUCCCUGUCCAAUGCCUCCGAGAGGGAGCCGCACCCCCCGGGGAGCCCUUCUCACCUCAGCGUUGGGGAGCAGCCGGACGUGACCCACGACCCUUACGAGUUUCUGCAGUCCCCAGAGCCCACCGCGUCCGUGAAGAACUAGCUCUCGGUGGUCCCAGGCCCUUUGCUCCAGUUUUGCCUGUGUCUGUGGUUUCUGCCAUGAGACAGAGACUUUGACCUUGUCCCCUAGUGUGCAGGCAGUGGCCUGGGGUGGGGAUGCUCGUCUGGGAUGUCACGUCAGCGGCACAGAGGCCCAGCAGCACUGGCACAGCCCCGAGUCCCGAGCGCCACAGGAGCUGAGGUGUGGGGUAGAGCGCUGAGUUGAGGGGCCUGCCCCGCCGUGUGUCAGAUGCCAGUUUGUGCCCACCAAGGCCCAUCCCCUGUGCCCCUGAGGGCUACUCAGGGCUGGCUGGGCCAGGCAGCGGGACCUCCCAUGUGAUCGCCGGACCUGAGCCUCGCAGUCCCUGGAAGAGGGCGAGCUGUCCUCUGGGCAGGAAGGUCAGCCGGGAGACGUCUGGAGUUGAGCUUCUGCUGAGCCUGUCGCGUCUGCAGAGUACUGUACACAGCCUAAUAAAGGACUUCUGGGAUGCCGGG